This is a messenger RNA of Diabrotica virgifera virgifera (western corn rootworm), 577 nucleotides long. RefSeq names its product digestive cysteine proteinase 2-like. The coding region runs from base 219 to 521 and encodes 100 amino acids. NCBI's taxonomy places the organism in Eukaryota, Metazoa, Arthropoda, Insecta, Coleoptera, Chrysomelidae. The transcript has 2 exons. The record is from RefSeq and is a predicted model, not a curated record.
UUAAACGAAAGAUGAUUUACACAUAAAACAAACAAAUCCAAUAAUAAUUAUUCCUCAAUAAUUUUGACGGUAAGAUAGUUUUGUGUAUAUAGUGUAAACAUCGUUUGUGCUCAUGUCAAAUACCAUCUAUAAAGGCCAGAACAUUUUUAUUAGAAUUAUCAGUUAAUCAACUGAAUUACUUGAUUAAUACACUUCCAGUUCCUCUCCCGAAAUCAAAAAUGUUUUGUAAAGUAUUUGUACUUGCUCUCAUUGUAGCUGUUGCUGUUGCAUCACAAACUGCUGAAGAAGCAUGGCCAAAAUACAAGACUGAUUACAAUAGGAACUACGACGCUCAGGAAGAUGCUACAAGAUUCGCCAUUUUCAAGACUAACUACGACCAGAUCGAAGCACACAACAAAAAGUUCGAAGCUGGUGAAGUAACAUGGUCCAUGGGAUUGAACCAAUUCGCUGACAGGACCUUAGAAGAACUAAAACAUCUUCAUGGAGUUAGACCUCCAGUAGGUGCUACUGGAGUACAUUAAAUUAGUUAUUAAUAAAUAUUUGAAGAUGUUUCUAAAAUAAAGUUAUAUCUUUGAAA